This is a messenger RNA of Rhea pennata, 3564 nucleotides long. RefSeq names its product brevican (gene BCAN). Bases 265 to 3135 code for a protein of 956 amino acids. Gene Ontology annotation, biological process: positive regulation of neuroblast proliferation; skeletal system development; central nervous system development. Gene Ontology annotation, cellular component: synapse; perineuronal net. NCBI's taxonomy places the organism in Eukaryota, Metazoa, Chordata, Aves, Rheiformes, Rheidae. The transcript is spliced from 15 exons. The record is from RefSeq and is a predicted model, not a curated record. Gene Ontology annotation, molecular function: hyaluronic acid binding.
CGGACACACACAGCGAUCUCCUCUUUUCUCGGUGCCUGCACUUAUGCCUGGCGGAGCUCGUUUCCAGCCGUCCUGCCAACCUGCUGCCGAGCGCAUCCCGUGCCUGCGCUCUCCCGGCGAAGCUGCGGCUCGGCUCUGCGGCGCCGCUCGGCCGCAGCCCCCCCGGCUCCCGGCCGACCAAAGUUGCCGCUCGCGGCCGCGCCGCUCGGCUCGGCUCCCGCCGCCGCCCCGGGAACGCCGCCGCGCACGGAGCAAGGGCACAGCAUGGCCUCGGCCCUCCCGCUGCUGCUGCUCUGCGCGCUCGCCCCCGCGGCGCUGCCGGACGCCUUCGGCCCCGAGGACGGCACAGACGACCUCAAGGCCCUGCAGGUCUCCAUCCCGCGGCGCCCGGCCCUCAGCGCCGUGCUGGCGGGCGACGUGACCAUCCCCUGCCUCAUCACCUACCUCCGGCCAGUGCCCACCGCCGGCGCGGCCGGGCGCCGCGCCGUCCUGGGGGCCCCCCGCGUCAAGUGGACCUUCCUGGCCGAGGGCCGGGAGCUGGAGAUCUUGGUGGCCCGGGGGGACCGGGUGAAGGUGAGCGAGGACUACCGCCGGCGCGCCUCGCUGCCCAUCUUCCACCGGCAGUACACCAACGCCUCCCUGCUGCUCACCGAGCUGCGGCCCAACGACUCGGGCAUCUACCGCUGCGACGUGCAGCACGGCAUCGAGGACGGCCACGACAUGCUGGAGCUCAAAGUCAAAGGGGUGGUGUUUCACUACCGCGAGGGCUCCACGCGCUACGCCUACACCUUCGCCGAAGCCCAGGAGGCCUGCGCCAGGAUCGGCGCCCGCAUCGCCACCCCCGAGCAGCUCUACGCGGCCUACCGCGGCGGCUACGAGCAGUGCGACGCCGGCUGGAUCGCCGACCAGACCGUCAGGUACCCCAUCCACACGCCGCGCGAGGCUUGCUACGGCGACAUGAACGGCUUCCCCGGCGUCAGGAACUACGGCGUGGUGGACCCCCAGGACAUGUACGACGUGUACUGCUACGCCCAGGAGCUCGCAGGGGAGAUCUUUUUGGAGACGGCGCCGGACAAAUUCACCCUGGAGGAGGCCGAGGCGCGCUGCCAGGCGCUGGGAGCCGAGCUGGCGAGCACGGGCCAGCUCUACGCGGCCUGGAGCGGCGGCUUGGACUCCUGCAACCCCGGCUGGCUGGCCGACGGCAGCGUCCGCUACCCCAUCGUCACCCCGCGGGAGCGCUGCGGCGGCAGCCUGCCGGGAGUCAAAACCGUCUUCCUCUUCCGCAACCAGACGGGAUUCCCCGACGCCCGCAGCAGAUACGACGCCUACUGCUUUCGAGAAGGGACAAACUCUUUCCCUGAGGCUGCAGGAAAAACCCGAGCCAGUGAGCCCGAGGGCCUCCACGGGAUUGUAACAGUGGCAGAAAAGCUGGAGGAGCUGCAGCUGCCCGAGGCGCAAGUGGAGAUUGAGUCGCGCGGGGCCAUUUACGCCGUCCCUUUCUUUAAGGCCGCGGCCGAUGCCGAGCUGGAAAAGCCGAGCCUUGCCCCCGAAGACGCGGCGGGGCCGGCGGCCCGGCGCCCCCCGCUAGCCGCCUCCGGCGGAGGGCUGCAGCCGGCGGCUGCCGCCCCGGCGCCCACGGCCCCGGGCGCCCCCGGGACGGGCACCCCGCGUAGCUGCGCCGUCCGAGCAGGCAGCCCGCUCGCUGCGCACGAGGAAGGGGCUGAGGGCACGGGCGCAAAAUGCCCGGAGGCCGGUCCCGAGCCGUCCCGCACGGAGGACGAGCAGGAGCCGGAGCGAGCCGGGGGCUCCCCGCCGGGCGGCGAGCGCGGGGAGCCGGCGGAGGAGAGCACGACGCGCCGGGCCGGAGAUGACAUCCAGCCCACGGAGCCGACCGGCCCCGGACAGACCCUCUCCGUGCUCCUCCCGGCGGGAACGGCGGCGGAGGCGCCCACCGAACCGCCUUCGCCCGAGCGAGCCGCCGCAGCCCCGACGGAUUCCCGCGAGCCGGCGCCGGGGGAGCCCGUCACCCCCGCGGGCGGCUGGGUGCCCGGGAGGCCGAGCACCCGCGGCCCCGCUCCGGAGGAUGCCGAGCUCUCCGGAGACGUGGCCCCCGGCGCCGGAGGAGCCGAGAGCCCCGCGGCCUCGCCGCUGCCCGCCGCGGCGCCGGCACCGCUGCCGGAGGACGGCGAGGAGCAAUCGGGGGCCCCGUGGCUGCCCGCGGCCACGGGCCACGGCGGCACCCUCGCCGUGGCCGAGGUGCCGGCGGCUACCGAGGCACCGGUACGUGGGAAGGACGGGAAAGCUGACGGCAGGAGGCCCCCGACGGGCGAAUCUUCGGAGGAGGAAGAGGAGGAGGAGGAGGAGGAAGAGCAGCCCGCUCCCUCCGUUGCUACCGUGGAGGGUUUCCUCGCAGCCAUUCCCGGAGAACCAGGUGAUUGCAUCCCCAACCCCUGCCUGAACGGAGGGACCUGCACGGAGGACGGCGACCGCGUCGGCUGCGUGUGCCUGCCCGGCUACGGCGGGAGCACCUGCGAAAGACCCCUGCGCAAGUGCAGCCCUGGCUGGGACAGCUUCCAGGGAGCCUGCUACAAGCAUUUCUCCACCCGGAGGAGCUGGGAGGACGCGGAGACGCAGUGCAGGCAUUACGGGGGCCACCUGGCCACCAUCCUGACCCCCGAGGAGCAGGACUUCAUUAACGACCAGUACCGAGAGUACCAGUGGAUCGGCCUCAACGACCGGACGAUCGAGGGGGAUUUCCAGUGGUCCGACGGGAGCCCCUUGCUCUACGAGAACUGGCACCCCGGGCAGCCCGACAGCUAUUUCCUCUCUGGGGAGAACUGCGUGGUGAUCGUGUGGCACGACGGGGGCCAGUGGAGCGACGUGCCCUGCAACUACCACCUCUCCUACACCUGCAAAAUGGGCCUGGUGCUGUGCGGCUCCCCGCCGGCCGUGAGCAAUGCCCGCAUGUUCGGCAAACCAAAGCAGCGCUACGAGAUCAACUCCAUCGUGCGGUACCAGUGCCACGACGGCUUCGCCCAGCGCCGCUCGCCCGUCGCCCGCUGCCAGGAGGACGGGACGUGGGAGCAGCCCCGGCUGGUCUGCCUCCCUGGCCUGGCUCAAACCCCCGACGACUGAGCAAGUCCCCGAGGCAGGAGCCACCACGUCCCCGGGCCCUGGCAUGGCGGGGGGACGGCACCGGGGCGCCAGCGCCGAAGCCAGCGGGGAAAGACCCCCCACACCUUUCCAUUUCCACCUCCUCGGCCGUUUUAUACCUGUAUAAAGAAUUUCUAAUAACUAAGGAUUCCCUUCGAGAGAAUCAGCAGCGACCCGGGCUGGAAAGCCUCGCUCUGCACGCAGGGUGCUUGGUUCCCGCAGGCGAAACAGAGUCAGAGCCGAGCCGGGGACCGCGGGGCAGGGCACGACUCCGGCGUCGCCUUGGGACCCUCGGAGCGGGGCCGGCGAGGAGGGGAGAGCCGCCGGCCCGCGCUGCUCGGAGCGGGUCUGUCCUCUCCCCACCCCACCCCACCCUCCAGGCUGCUGCUGGUAUUAAAAAAGAUAAACAGA